Messenger RNA from Calypte anna (Anna's hummingbird), 454 nucleotides. It is a transcript of the gene NDUFA2, whose product is annotated as NADH:ubiquinone oxidoreductase subunit A2. The record is from RefSeq and is a predicted model, not a curated record. NCBI's taxonomy places the organism in Eukaryota, Metazoa, Chordata, Aves, Apodiformes, Trochilidae. The coding region runs from base 52 to 351 and encodes 99 amino acids. The transcript is spliced from 3 exons.
UCCCGCCGAAAGCCCCGCCCCCUCGCUGUGGCUGCCCGGCUCAGGGAGAAGAUGGCGGCGGCGGUGGUGCGGGGCCUGGGGAGCUUGGGACGCGGCGUGCGGGAGCUCCGCAUCCACCUCUGCCAGACCUCUGCCAGCAGCCGCGGUGUCAGGGAGUUCAUCGAGCAGCACUACGUGAGCCUGAAGAAAGCCAACCCCGAGUUCCCCAUCCUCAUCCGAGAGUGCUCAGGGGUGAAGCCCAAGCUCUGGGCUCGUUACGAAUUUGGCAAGGAGAAGAGCAUAGCCCUGGACAACCUGGGUGUGGAUGAAGUGGCCAAGGCCUUGGAGAAGAUUGUGAAAGGCAAAGUGUGAAGAGAGACAGUAAAUAACAGCCGUGCUGCAGCCUGGGCUGAUGGAUAUUUAAUGUAAAAUGUAAAUCCUUUAACUUGUCACUUGUAUAAACAGCAGAUGAUGA